AUGUCACAAGAAGUAAUUGGUAAAUUACAAGAACCCAUGCCACAAUAUGUGAUGGGUCUCAUUCCUGUAAUUGUAACAUUGGGGGCAGCCCCAUUUGGAUCUUUGAUAGAUAAACUAACCUGGAUUUUCAAAUGCAUUUCCACACCUUAUAUGGGUCUUUUUUAUUACUUGAACAUAAAAGAUGACCCGGUGGAAAUGUGUAUAUAUUGGCUCCCAGAAGAAUAUUUUAUUACAACAAAUGGAAGAAUACUUGACUUACAACCAGUUGGCCUUCAUGCCAAAGACAUGCUGAUUACUUCGGAGCAAAAGAAAAUUCUUAAAAACUGCACAGCAAAAGCAUCUGUGUUGGAUCGUUUGUCCUCAUUGGCAUCUGGAUAUUAUAUAACUGUUGGAAUAAUUUUAGGAAUUUUCAGUAUGGCGGGACAAUGUAUUAAUGGCAAUUGGUCCUUUUUAACUGGAGCUUUUUUAUGGA
Molecule: messenger RNA, 472 nt
Organism: Entrophospora candida
Lineage: Eukaryota; Fungi; Glomeromycota; Glomeromycetes; Entrophosporales; Entrophosporaceae
Source: the annotation of a GenBank genome assembly